This is a messenger RNA of Pteronotus mesoamericanus, 1407 nucleotides long. It is a transcript of the gene PDLIM1, whose product is annotated as PDZ and LIM domain 1. Lineage: Eukaryota; Metazoa; Chordata; Mammalia; Chiroptera; Mormoopidae. The record is from RefSeq and is a predicted model, not a curated record. Gene Ontology annotation, molecular function: actin binding; muscle alpha-actinin binding. Gene Ontology annotation, biological process: muscle structure development; heart development; actin cytoskeleton organization. Gene Ontology annotation, cellular component: Z disc; filamentous actin; adherens junction. Bases 98 to 1087 code for a protein of 329 amino acids. The transcript has 7 exons.
CGCGCACUUUCUGCGAUAGCUGACUGGGAAGCCCAGAGCGCGGCGUCGGGUCUUGCUGCGUCUGUCCCCGUGGGUUGUCCCUCGCCAUCGCCGCGCCAUGACCACCCAGCAAAUAGUCCUCCAGGGCCCGGGGCCAUGGGGCUUCCGCCUCGUUGGGGGCAAGGACUUCGAGCAGCCUCUCGCCAUUUCCCGGGUCACUCCCGGAAGCAAGGCUGCUAUAGCUAAUUUGUGUAUUGGAGAUAUAAUCACAGCCAUUGAUGGGGAAAACACCAGCAAUAUGACGCACUUGGAAGCUCAGAACAAAAUCAAGGGCUGUGUAGACAACAUGACUCUCACGGUAUCCAGAUCUGAAAAUAAAGUCUGGUCUCCUUUAGUGACAGAGGAAGGGAAACGUCAUCCGUACAAGAUGAAUUUAGCCUCUGAGCCACAAGAAGUCCGACACAUAGGAAGCGCCCACAACCGGAGUGCCAUGCCCUUCACCGCCUCGCCUGCCUCCAGCUCUGGCCCCAGGAUCAUCACAAACCAGUACAACAACCCCUCCGGCCUCUACUCUUCUGAAAACAUCUCCAACUUCAACAGCGCCUUGGAGUCAAAGACGAUGGCCAGUGGGCCAGAGACAAAUGGCAGAGUCUUAGAGCAUUCUCAGUCUCCAAGUGGACUCGUCAUCGACAAAGAAUCUGAAGUUUACAAGAUGCUUCAGGAGAAGCAGGAGUUAAAUGAGCCCCCCAAACAGUCCACUUCAUUCCUGGUUUUGCAGGAAAUCCUGGAAUCUGAGGAGAAAGGGGAUCCCAACAAGCCCUCGGGAUUUAGGAGUGUUAAGGCUCCAGUCACUAAAGUGGCCGCAUCAAUUGGAAAUGCUCAGAAGCUGCCCAUGUGUGACAAAUGUGGCACUGGCAUUGUUGGUGUGUUUGUGAAGCUGCGGGACCGUCACCGCCACCCCGAGUGCUACGUAUGCACCGACUGUGGCACAAACCUGAAACAGAAGGGCCAUUUCUUUGUGGAAGAUCAGAUCUACUGUGAAAAGCACGCCCGAGAGCGGGUCACCCCACCCGAAGGCUAUGACGUGGUCACUGUGUUCCCCAAGUGAACCAGCAGAUGUGCACGAAACCCUCUUCUCCAAGGAGCCCCUGUUCCUCCAUGCCCUGGCCCUCUCCUCUCUUGGAAGUUCUGGCUUACUCUGGUUUUAUCUUUGCUCAUUAAAAGUUGCGCCCUCUGCCUUUGCUCACUGACUCGCACUGCUGCGUGAUGCCUGCUUUUAUAAUAAAUGGAAGAUUGUUUCAUUCAGUGUCCCCUUGCCAGCAUCGCUGUGUCUUCUCUUCACCUCAGUUCAUCUCUGCUGCAAACGGACAGCCAAAUUUGAACCAAACUGAAUUUAAUAUGUCUGUCAUCGAUUUUGUUUUUACUCAA